AUGACCGAAGACGUUCAAGCGAUUGGCUCUGAAAGAAAAAACAAGUAUCACAUGACCACGUGCGGUGUAAAAAGUGGUUCACUAAAGAUCGAGAUUGGCAAAGCGCGGAGACAUCGCGGAGGCCGGUCAUUCGAUGACCGUCGUCCAGUCGGUCGGGACACCGAAGGACAGGCGGAAGGUCGAUCCGCUGUACCGGAACGGGCGUACAGUAACGGACGAUCGUCGCCGUCGCUGCCGCAGCACAGACGACUGUAUAUACAACGUAUAUCAGGCCAGCAUCACACACCCACAUUCGUCGACGGCGUAUGGUAUUAA
Soboliphyme baturini is the source of this 315-nucleotide messenger RNA. The record is from the annotation of a GenBank genome assembly. Lineage: Eukaryota; Metazoa; Nematoda; Enoplea; Dioctophymatida; Soboliphymatidae.